GAAGCUCAAGAUGAGGAUGUAGAUCAGGAUGUAGAUCAGAGCAGUUUGUUUUGGAGGAAUAAGCAGCCACAACUCCUCAUUAAAGUGUUUCUUCUCUCAGGGACUUUAUAUGUUUUAGCUGAAGUGAGUGUGCUAAGGCUGUGGUAAAUAUCAGCCACAGUCUGAAGAUGCUCCUUGACUCUUCAGCGUUGCAGAUGGAGGAGCACGCUCACUGUGUGUCCUGCUUUAACCUGAGAUGUAGUGUCCGUCCAGAGCCAGGCCUGUCCUGUGAGCUGGUGACCUGUGCUCUGCUGUGUGGAGCAGUGUUUCAUUCAUGCAAAUCUCAAGAGCAUCAGCUCCUGUGUCCUCUGCUGAAAGUGCCCUGUAUCAACAGCGCCUAUGGCUGUCCUGUUAGCCUGAUAAGAGACCAGAUGUCUGCACACCUGGAGGUGUGUCCGGCUGGGGUUGUGUGCUGCACUAUGGAGUGGAACAGGUGGCCUGUUAGCUGUCUUAACUACACUUCCUAUGAGUCCCUUAGUCACGCCACAGAGGAGGUGGAGCAGCUGGACAUGGCACUGGCCCUCCAGGACCAACGAACUUUACUUGAAUCUUUAAAAGUGAUUUCAAUGGCACCUACAGUUGAGAAAGACACCCCACCUCCAAUAAUCAAGGAAAAUAUAGCAACUGCUGCUGAGUCACAGCCACCUAGUUCAUCAGAGAAAAUCACCAGAGGAAUUAAUGGAAUGAAUGAGGAACACUUCAGCAAACUGUAUCAAGCCACUGUAGAGACUGCAAGAAGCUUAGCUGCUGCUUUAGAGUUUGUGAGUAAUUCUAGCAGUUCAGAGAUUGUGAACAAUGGGGCUGUUGAACAAGAGAUUAUAAUGAACAGCAAUGGAAUAAAAAGCAAAACUCCUGUAGUUUCAAAUGUGCUAUGUACUAAAUCACCAGAGCCGGACAUUUGUUCAAACCUGUCUGUUCUAAAUGAACCUCAAAAUGAGACAGAUCUCAUUUUGAAUACAGCAAAUGGACAGACGUGUGGAGGUUUAGGAAACCAUUCGGCCACAUCAUGCUCUUCUGAAUUACAAAAUAAUGUUAGUGUUUUACAAGACUCAUUAGCCACAGAUCAGAAUCAGGAUACAACCUCCAAUGCUAAUCAUGUAAUUGGUCCACUGGAGACUCAUGGAGUGAACUUUUAUAGAAAACACUUAUUUAUGACGCAGGGGCAGUGUUCAAUGCCUUUUGGUCAGAUAAGUUUACAGCCGUCUGAUCGAAUGCCUGAAAUGGAAGACAAAUCAGUGGACACUUCCGACCUGGAGCAGCAGGAGGACCCCAUGGGACUCGGAGACAUUGACCUGAUCACAGCAGCUCUGUUCUUCUGUUUGGAGGAGUCCAGAGAAUGCAGGAGGAUCUCAGAUACAGUGUAUGUGGAUGGGUUUCAUGUGGACUUUGGUACUCAGACCUUCACUUUCCCUGCUGCUAUCCUGGUCACCAACACGAGAGUGGGGGACAUGGCUUCUGCAUCUGCCUGUGACCACGCGGCCUCACAGCUCUCCUACCCCAGCCCCUACCACACCCUGCGCCUCGGUCUGGUUUUAGAGGCACUAGAAGGUGAUGUCGCUGCAUUUAACCGAUACCUCCCUUCAAACCCUCGGCACCAGCACACUUUUCCUUUCGUGUGUGGCCAAUCUUUCCGUAGGGACCAGUUCAGUUCCCAUUUCACAAACGUCCAUGGGGACAUUCACGCAGGGCUCAACGGUUGGAUGGAGCACCGCUGUCCCCUGGCCUAUUAUGGCUGUUCGUUUUCACAGCGCAGAUUUUACCCUUCCAACGUGGAGGCUAAAGUAGUCCAUGACAUACACCUCAAGUCCUUUGGGGUCCAGCCUUGUCCACAAGUAACACCUCCAAGUGCCUCCCAGGCGGUGCAGUUUAGCGAGCUGCCCUUAGAGAUACUGUGGCUCAUCGCCGGGUUCCUGGACAGUUUUAGUCUGUGCCAGUUGUCAUUGGUGUCGCGGACCAUGAGGGACGUAUGUGCCAGCCUCCUUCAGAGCAGAGGGAUUGUGGAGGUGCGGUGGGAGCGCAAACACCACCCUGGCUCUGUCAAAGUGUCUUGGCAGGUCAAAAACAAAGUUUGGAGAUUUAGCACUGCCUUCAGCCCAGUAUCGUCAUGGGGUUUCACCAGCGUCCCCAGCAUGUCGGACCACCUGAAGAAGUGCACUUUCAACACUGUGGAGCACAAGACUGACCCUGUUCCCCUCACUGCCAUGUGCACUGAACGCGACGGCCAAUCACUGCGCCGCACGCUACGACACAUCAACAUCUGAAACCAAACUUCAAAAGCAGUCCUGUCCUGAGUGGAUUUUUCCUAUUACCUACACUACCAAUACUUCUACUGUACUAUAUGAAGUUGCCUUAAAAUAUACCAGUAUGUUGCUGUUGACGACCAGCAUCUAAUCAUUUUUACAUAGAUUUGUGCUAAAACGAACAAAAAAAACAUUUACAUUGUCAAGUUAGUAUAUUUUGAAAGAAAAUUAUGCACUGUAGAUUUCUAUUAUCCUGUAUUGCGAUUUCACCGUCUUGCCUUUCUGCUAUAGCCAUAAUGGAAAAGCACAUGUCAAUAUUUUGUGCAACAUGAGUAAUGCUAGCACUUUUUCCACUUUAAACACUCCUGAUUGUCUUACCUUGUCCUUCAGACGCCUAUGAGGUGUGGGCCUAAUGCUUACCAAGCUCUCUGAUGUCAAAACAGAUCAAUAUUAAUGAUGGAUCAAUAAUGCAUGUGAUUUGCUACCAUUUAAUAAAGUAUUUACAGCUUUAAUGUAA
This is a messenger RNA of Periophthalmus magnuspinnatus, 2796 nucleotides long. RefSeq names its product F-box only protein 30-like. NCBI's taxonomy places the organism in Eukaryota, Metazoa, Chordata, Actinopteri, Gobiiformes, Gobiidae. The coding region runs from base 168 to 2300 and encodes 710 amino acids. The transcript is spliced from 3 exons. Gene Ontology annotation, molecular function: protein binding; zinc ion binding; ubiquitin protein ligase activity. The record is from RefSeq and is a predicted model, not a curated record.